AGGUACCCACUAGCCAGUACCAAUGCCCAGAGGUGCCUGCCAGCCAGCACCAAGACCCAGAGGUGCCAGCCCAGCAUUGCCCAGAGGUGUCCGCCAGCCAGCCCAGCAUUGCUUGCCAGGUACGCAUUGAAUAAUGGCAGAUAGUACCAAAAAAAGCCGUAUAUCAAUUACUUUGGAUAUGAAGGCUAAAAUUAUUAAGUUGUAUGAUGAAGGUGUAACUCAAGCUGAAAUAGGCCGAAGGCUAGGCUACACUCGGACUACAGUUAACACCGUCAUAAAAAACAGAGAAAAACUUCUUGCAGAAAUUAAGAGUGCUACACCUGUUAACACAACAACAAUUCGAAAAAGAGAUAGCAUUGUUGCAGACAUGGAGAGACUCUUAAUACUUUGGAUAGAAAAUCAGACUACACGUCAUGUUCCUGUCAACCAGGCAAUUAUACAAACUAAAGCCUUAAGUCUAUUCAAUGACCUGAAGGCUAAGAAAGGUGAGACAGCAAAGGAUGCAGAAUUUUCUGCAAGCCGUGGAUGGUUUGAUAGGUUCAAGAAAAGGUCUAACCUACAUAACAUUAAAAUACAAGGAGAGGCAGCUGCUGCAGAUCAUAAGGCUGCAGAAAGCUAUCCAAGCGAGCUUGCCAAAAUUAUUCAAGAUGGAGGCUACUCCAUGGAUCAGAUUUUUAAUGUGGAUGAGACUGGUCUAUUCUGGAAGAAGAUGCCUGCAAGAACCUUUAUCGCAAUACAGGAAAGAUCAAUGCCAGGCUACAAGCCAGCUAAAGAUAGAAUAACCCUUCUGUUAGGUGGCAAUGCUUCUGGUACCUUAAAGCUAAAGCCUUUGCUAAUUUACAGAUGGGAAAAUCCAAGAGCUUUGAAGAACUACGUUAAAACUAGGCUUCCAUUGCAUUGGAGAGCUAACAAAAAAGCAUGGGUUACUGCAGCCCUUUUUGAAGAUUGGUUUGACACCUGCUUUGUUCCAGAGGUGAAAGCCUAUUGCAAGGACAACAAUAUCCCUUUCCACAUUUUGCUGCUUGUUGAUAAUGCCCCUGGACACCCUCGAACACUAGAUGAGCUGAACCCUAACAUUCGAGUGCAGUUCCUACCACCAAAUACUACCUCACUACUGCAGCCAAUAGAUCAAUGCGUCAUUGCCGCCUUCAAGUUAAACUACUUAAAAAGAACAUUCAGUAAGUGUAUUGCAGCAAUAGACAAAGAAGAAGGAGAAGGUAAAGAAGUCCUAUCCAAAUUCUGGAAAAGCUACAACAUCUUGGAUUGCAUUAAAACUAUAAGAGAUGCUUGGAAUGACAUAAAGGAAACCACAAUGAAAAGGGCCUGGAAAAAAUUAUGCCCACAGUUAGUUGAUGAUUCAGAAGGCUGUGAAGACCAUGUAGCUACUGUUACUGAAAAUAUUGUAGAUAUGGCAAGGCAGUUAGAGCUGGAGGUGGAGCCAGAAGAUGUUGCUGAACUGCUUGCGUCCCACACAGAGUCCCUCAGCAAUGAAGAUCUUCUAGAACUUGAAGAGGAGAGAGAAGAAGAUGUGCAGGAUGGGGUUGAGAUCAUUGAUCAUCAGCCUGAAGGUUUAACAACAAAAAUUCUCUUUGAAGCUUUCCGUCAUCUUGAUAGCGCCAUGGCUCUAUUUGAAAAGCAUGAUAGGGAUUUUGAAAGAAGUUCCAAAGUCAAUGCUAACAUCUCAGGGGCUUAUGCCUGUUACAAAGAAAUCUACAGGGAGAAAAAGAGAGCUACACUUCAAACCUCCAGCACGCGGAUCAUCAUCAACUGACAGUCUGUUUCCAGCUCUGACAUCACCACCGUGUCCUGCUCCUAUUGCUACUUGUAGUACACCCAAUUCUCCAGCAAGAAAGCGCCUCAUUUUUGAAGACUUGACUUGUGAAACAGAAGAUACCUGCAUAACUGACAGUCCAUUUCCAGCUCUGACAUCACCAUCAAGUCCUGCUCCUACUCUGAUUUCUUCUUGUAGUACACCCAUUUCGCCAGCAAGAAAGCGUCUCGCCUUUGAAGAUUUGACUAGUGAAACAGAAGAUACCUGUAUGCCUUCACCCUUCCUACCACAAUGAAUUAUCUCAGCUGCUCUGGCUUGCAACAACAAUGAGAUGGGGUAAGCUUACAAUUUUUAUUUGAAUAUUGUGUUUAUUUUAGUUAUCAAUGCAUUAUUCAUAUCAGUUAUGCUUGUAAAUGACUAUUGCAAUGCAGUGCACACAUUUAGAAGUGAAAAAAGGUAUUGCUUCACUUUAAGUACAUUUUCGCUUUACAUACAUGCCCCGGUCCCAUUGUGUACGUAAAAGCGGGGUA
This is a messenger RNA of Rana temporaria (common frog), 2301 nucleotides long. RefSeq names its product tigger transposable element-derived protein 1-like. The record is from RefSeq and is a predicted model, not a curated record. The transcript has a single exon. Gene Ontology annotation, cellular component: nucleus. NCBI's taxonomy places the organism in Eukaryota, Metazoa, Chordata, Amphibia, Anura, Ranidae. Gene Ontology annotation, molecular function: DNA binding. Bases 134 to 1771 code for a protein of 545 amino acids.